Seminavis robusta is the source of this 981-nucleotide messenger RNA. The record is from the annotation of a GenBank genome assembly. NCBI's taxonomy places the organism in Eukaryota, Bacillariophyta, Bacillariophyceae, Naviculales, Naviculaceae.
AUGAUUGACAAAGGAUUGAAAAUUCGAUUCGAUUCGAAUACCCCUUCAAAGUCGAAUCGAAUCGAAUCGAAACCAGAACUCUUUUGUCGUCGCUCAAUUUCUUCCACAGUCCAAGCAGGUCGAUCCAUGAUGCCCCAAGGCUUCAGAGUGUUCGCUUCCAUUACAGUUGCCAUCAUUGCCAUUCUGACUGCUGCUACAUCUCCCUCCUUCUUAUCUCGACUUGGAAGUGCCUUUGCGAAGAAGCCACCCUCACCAAAGUCGCCAUUGUCUAAAUCUGUAUUUCGCACCAAAAUGCCGUCUGAACAAUCCAUCGUCCUGCCAACGUCCAAUGCUCCCGGACUGCUCUCUGACAUGGAAAGUGAUCUAGCAGUGGUAUUGACCCAUCCCUGGGGCCCGUUGGGAGGGAACAUGCACAACAACGUCGUGAUUGCCGGUGCUCGGCAUUUUCAAAGAUUGGGCAUUACGACCCUCCGAUUCGAUUUCGUGGGAUGGCAGCUCAGUUGGGGAACCUUUCAGGCUCAACAAGUAGUCGAGGCUGCCAACUACUUGACAGAAAAUACCAAAGCCACCAAAAUAAUGCUGGUGGGAUACUCCUAUGGAAGUUUGCUGGCCGCCAGUGCUUCGGCUCAAGUUGAUGCAGUUGUGGCCAGUGUCUCCAUUGCUCCACCAUGGAGUGUCAAGCAUUGGCUACUGCUCUUCAAUUCCAAUCACCACUUGAAUCAAGCCAAGCAAAAAGAGAAUCUACCACGCCUCUGUCUGUUGGGAGACAACGACAAUUUCACAACUGAGCAGGUCUUUUGGAAGACCUUGGAAGGAUUCCCCGCGGAUAGUACCACGGGCAAGAUACUCCCCAAUGCAGAUCAUUUCUUUCGUGGACGAGAAUCAGACGUCAUGAAAGAAAUCGAAGAGUGGUUAUUGAAAAUAUUUCCCAAAUGCCAAGGCGAUCCCAAAAAGUUGGCUUCGGCAGAAGUAUAUGAAUAG